Messenger RNA from Pseudophryne corroboree (corroboree frog), 2575 nucleotides. RefSeq names its product pleckstrin homology domain containing A8 (gene PLEKHA8). The transcript has 14 exons. Gene Ontology annotation, molecular function: lipid transfer activity. Gene Ontology annotation, cellular component: cytoplasm. Lineage: Eukaryota; Metazoa; Chordata; Amphibia; Anura; Myobatrachidae. The record is from RefSeq and is a predicted model, not a curated record. Bases 215 to 1924 code for a protein of 569 amino acids. Gene Ontology annotation, biological process: intermembrane lipid transfer; ER to Golgi ceramide transport.
CAGUGAUGGCACGCUAUUGGCUGAGAGUACAUUCCCGGAAGAGGCUGUUAGUCGUAGAGGCUUCAGGACAAGAGGCUGGUGUGUUCUCUCUGCUGACGGCGACGUCACCGCGGCGUAGAACCAGCGCUUACUGCUUCCCUGGACGGCGGCCGCUCGUUGCUAUUCACAACGGAGAUGCGCUGCUGGUGGUUCCGCCUGUCACACCGGCUCACCCAUGGCCAGUGCUAGAGCGCUGACAACCAGUCCCGGCAGGGCACAGCUAGCAGCAGCACCACCACAGUCCGGGGCAUGUGGGUCUCUCAGCAGCAUGGAAGGGAUAUUGUACAAGUGGACCAAUUAUCUGAGCGGGUGGCAGCCAAGAUGGUUUCUCCUGUGUGGCGGUAUACUGUCCUAUUACGACUCCAAGGAAGAUGCAUGGAAAGGUUGUAAAGGAAGCAUCCAAAUGGCUGUGUGUGAAAUUCAAGUUCAUUCCACAGAUAGCACUCGGAUGGACCUAGCUAUUCCAGGGGAGCAGUACUUCUACCUGAAAGCCCAGACUGCUGCAGAGCGACAACGGUGGCUUGUUGCAUUGGGUUCUGCAAAGGCCUGUAUAACCGAUAUCAGAACAAAGAAAGAGAAAGAGUUUAGUGACAGCACAGAAGCUCUGAAAACAAAGAUGUCAGAAUUAAGGCUGUAUUGUGACAUCUUAGUCCAGCAAGUGAACAAAACCAAGGACAAUUCUAUUAUUAGUACGUCUGAACCUCAGGAGAAACUUGAUAUGGGAACACUUUUGAAGUCUACAUGCAACACGUUCCUGAAAACCUUGGAAGAGUGUAUGCAGAUUGCAAAUAGCACCUUCACAUCUCACCCGGCAUAUGCCACACCUCCAGGAUCUCCUCACCUCUCCGUCCUCAGGCCCAACAAGGUACGGCGAUCUACUUUAUCUGGUCAUGUUACAGCACAAAGGAAGAUGGAGCUAAACAACAACUUUAAGAACGGCUCUAUAAAAAAGGAGAGCAAGCAUCACGACCAUUCCGUUAUUGAAAACAUCCGUGUUCUCGGAAUGGAGAUUUCAGAGACUGACUCUGUGGCUUCCCAGCAUAAUGAAAAGCCCAAAGACUUAAGAUCCACUGAGGAUGCUCUGGAUAUAAUUUCCUUACAUACGGAGAGCUCAGACGUCUGUGACCUGAGAGAUGAAGGGACAGGCAGCGCACGUGCAGAUUUACAUCCAGUAACUGGCACAAUGCAGCAAGAUGAAGGCGGAGGGAUUGUGGAUGAAGGUGGAGGGGACAAAGCUGAAGAUCUGCCUCAAACAUUUUUCAGCACAAUGACUCACAGAUUCAGCGAUAUUGUAUAUGAAGGAGAAGAGGGAAUACCAACAGAAUUUUUCCUGGAUUCCUGCUACGCUGUAGUGCCCAUUCUUGACAAGCUUGGGUCAACAGUAUUUGCCCCUGUAAAAAUGGAUUUUGUUGGGAACAUAAAGAAAAUAAAUCAGAAAUACAUCACCAAUAAGGAGGAGUUCACAACACUUCAGAAGAUCGUUCUCCACGAAGUUAAUGCCAAUGUGGAAAACAUUCGGAACUCUGCCACUGAUGCGCUCUUGUGGCUAAAACGGGGACUCAAUUUCCUUUUCCAAUUUCUCACUGAAGUGAAAAAUGGUGAAGACAACAUCCAAACCGCAUUAGGUAACGCAUAUGGUAAAGCAUUGCGACAGUAUCAUGGCUGGGUGGUACGAGGUGUCUUUGCGUUAGCUUUAAGGGCGGCUCCUUCGUACCAAGGGUUUGUGACUGCUCUGACCGUGAAUGAAGGGGAUGAGAAAGAUGAGUCUUUCUUUGAGGCCAUGAUAAGAGACCUUAACAUAUACCUGCCAGCCAUGGAAAAGCAGCUAAACAUUUUGCACUCUUUGUAUGAAGAGCACGGUCUGGAAUCGGAUGAAGUAGUAUGACUGCAGUGGGAUCGGAUUCCAAUUCAGGGAUUUUAGGUCUAAUUAUUACUCCGAGGAACGCCGGGACAGUGUCUUCUGGGCCGGACAAAUCUCUCUAUAGAGCAUUGGAAAUCACGUCCAAGGAGCCCCAAUCAUGUAAUCGCUGAUAAAGUGUCAUAGCAACUUAUCUCCUCUUGGGGAUCCCUGUUGUAUAAAUGGACUUCUGCUGAAGGAUGCUGUCCUAUUAGGAUGCUUAUUUAUGAACUUUAUGUUUUGCUUAAUGUAUAAUAUGCAGCUUUUUUAUAGUGAUGUUUAUUUGUUUUUAAAGUCAUGAACAAUCUUUGUGUAAAGUAGUACACAUGAAAUCUUUGCUAUGGAUCUGUAACAGCAAUAGGAGGCUUCCGUUUCUUCAUGUCAGUGACUCUAAUGAUAACCAAGCAAGUUACAGAUCAGCAACAGAUGGGUAGGAACGGCUCACCUACCUCUAGCGCUGACCUUUUUUUAUAAUGCCGUUCCCUAUCAUCAUGGGAUAGAACUUUUGUCUAGCCACAACACUCAGGAUGCUGUCUCUCAAGAUUUGUUGUCUAUAGCAUAUGCUGUAGGUGUUACUCUAAGUAUAUUUGCUUCUAAAAAAAGAUAUUUAAUAAAUGGCUAGUGGCAAAUAUUAAUUUA